Molecule: messenger RNA, 1146 nt
Organism: Caenorhabditis angaria
Lineage: Eukaryota; Metazoa; Nematoda; Chromadorea; Rhabditida; Rhabditidae
Source: the annotation of a GenBank genome assembly
AUGCCUUCCAAGCAUUCGACGGGGGUUCGAUUCCCCCCGAACGCAGAUUUUUUAAAAAUUUUUUUUUCAGGUUGUGAGCACUUGCCAAAACAACGCUGAAUGUGAAUACGAUUAUAUUAUGACUGGAAGUAAAGAAGUCGGUCUGACAACCUUGCAACGACAGAAACAAUUCCUUUCGCUACAAAAAUCAGGAACCAAACAAUGUGAGUUGAAGAAAGGAAUACAAUAAAUGAAAUUGAUUUUAUUACAGUACUCUCCUGCGGACCAUUAUUGAAAAAAGAGGGUGUGAUAAAAACUCCACCAGCUGCAAAUUAUUUGGAAGGUGAUCGGGUUGUAUUUUCUUGCAAACCAAAAUAUUAUAUUCACGGUGAUAUUGAGCGAGUUUGCCGAAAUGGAACAUGGUCGCCUGGUUGGUGGGCGUGGUGUAGAGAUCGGAAUUUGGAAUACGCUUUGAAAUGGAUGACUGCGCUAUUAUCGAUUUUUGGAAUCACGUUGAUAUUUGUGAUAUUGUUCUGUAUUUUAUGGAAUUUGAGAAAAGCCAAACAAGCUGAACACGCUGAAAGAAUGUUUAAGAAAGAACAGGAAGAAAAAAUGAAAUUGUUGAAGGAGCAAAUGGAUAAUGAAGAUAUUAUUGGAUAGUGAGUUUUUGGAAUUUGGUUGGGAUUUUAGAACUUCAAAAUUUUGAUCUAGGAAUUUAAAAAAUAGGAAUCAAUAUUUUUCAAUGCCUGGAACUUUUAAGAAAUUCUUCCGAAUUCUGAAUUUUGUUUAAAAGCUCACAGAAUUGAUUUCUGACAUUUGACCUACCAAAGUUCCCAGUUUUAAUCUGAAAAGAUUAGAUCCCACUAAUCAUAAAAUUAAAAAUCUUACUGUACGCAAAAAUACGUCACGGUGUUUGUACAAACUGAUCCGCUAGACGUGAAAGUUUGAAAACACGAUUAUCUCAGGUCGUAUCAACUUUCUCCAAUUUCCAGCUCCGAAAAACCCGCGCCAACAAACUUCAACCAGAAUUUCUCCAAUUCAAACUACCGUCCACUUCCUCCAGCUCCACCGGUUCCAGUUUUCCCAGCUCCUCCACCAUCUUCCAACUCAUUUCCCCAAUCAAAUCAGCCGAAUCGCCGAAGUUUUUAUGAAACAUCGGCUAUUUGA